AUGUCCCAGCCAUCCAAGAGGCUGUCACUCAAAGUCCUCAAAGCCAAGAACGAAAACAACAAUUGGUCAUAUGCACCAAGUGCGGAUGCGUCCCUCCAGGAUGCGGCGCUUAAGGUAGUUGGCGCAGAAACAGCAUCUUCUUGUGUCUUGAAAAGGCUUUCCUCCCAAUCUGCUGAUGCGGCUGAUGUAGCAUCAUCGCCAGACCAGAUUAGAUGUGAAGUGGUAGCCUUUCUUCCAGAUAUACAGCCCGAAACCCCCAAAAUCAACAACAUGGGCCAAUACAUCAGCGUUGAUGGUCGCCCUCUUUCCAAUAGCAGGGGCAUUGGACAAGAGAUUACCAAAAUUUUCAAGACUUAUAUCCGUUCUGCCAUAUCCAAAAGCGAGUCUCCCAAGCAAAUGACCGAUCCAUUUCUCGGGCUGCAAAUCUUGUGUUCACGUGGAAUUUACGACGUGAACAUCGAACCGGCCAAGGACGAUGUCAUGUUCGAGGACCGAGACUUGGUCUUGGCCUUGGUUACGCGUCUGUUUCGAGAACAAUACGGGGAAACAGAAAGUGAGGAGACUACUGGCACUAAGCAGCGAAAGGAGAAUUCUCCCAAGCGUCCUCGAAUACCCAGUGGUUUCGAUGUUUUGAUGGCGAGGAAGCCGGUCCCAGAAUCUCAUACUGGCCCUCUGUUUUCAGACGAUCAUUCAAGUGCUAGCACAACGAAUGCAAGGCUUUCACAACAAAAGACUCCCAUCAAGGAUAUUACCGGCCCGACAAAGAACGUUGGCAAUGAAUCCAAUGGCUCAGUUGAAAAAGCAGCAAAGAGACUGGGGAGUUUCAACCCGGAAUCCAUUUCAAGAAUCAACGCCUCCUUUCAAACGCCCCUGCGCGGCUCUGUAUCUCAAAUCAGCCCAAGGUCUCGUAACCAGCCAAGCUACAACACCCGAAGGCCAGAAGGAGGGCAUAAUGACCAGGAAGGUGUCCAGUGCUCGCCAACCAACUCAGAUCUACCAAGCCCUCCAAUUUCUCGAAUUCACCUCGGGUCACCAGUCAGGAGUCGUCGACCACAGCCCCAAGCGUCCCCGGAGAGUUCUCCAGAAAUUGAUCGCAUGUCGAGUUUCCGACGCGCAGACCGCGAGCGUGAUCGCGAGCGAUACGGCAAUGGGGCUCUUGACACUUGGUUUCUGAGAACCACCCAAGUGUCCUUGGAGGAACCCUUGACGGAAGAGGCAGCGCCCUUGCAGGAACCCACUGAGCUACCACUCUCUUCACUCGCCGAAAAAAGAUUCGGAUCCGAACCCUCGGGAGAUGGAAGAAAUGGGGAUGAACAACAUGGUGCUUGUUUGGAAGGUUCUUCUCAAGACGCUUCACCUCUUUUAGCCCACAACACCAUAUCUCCCCCAGAUCAACAAGAUGAUCAAGAUCAUACGUCGAUGGACAGUGGACGAGGAUUCCCAGUUCUCGAACGAUGGGCUGCACAACUCCAUCAAGACGGCGCUCAGGCUGAACCAACUGAUCUGGAGAAAGCACUGGAUUUCGAAAAACGCAAGAGAGAGGCAAUCCAAAGCAGACGCUUAAAGCAAAAAAGUGGCGGAACAGUACCAAGUUCACAGCAAGAGCCGAUACCGCAGUCCUCCCAAAACAGUCGAUAUCUUGCUGCUAAAGCGGCGUUGACAUCGACCGGUGCUUCUAUCGGAGAAUCAUUCUCUGCCACAAAGCUUGCUCCCAAUGACCCGCGAGCGUAUCUCAUCCGUAAUCAGGAUAUCUCUGUCGGGAGAGACACCUCGGAGGCCGAAGUGAAGGGCCGAAGGUUACUGACCAGCCGACUACCCUUUGAGCGAAUACCCGAUUGUCUCGCAUUGUACAAUAUGGGUAUUAAAUGCUCGGUUGAUCAGAAUCUUGGUCCUGACGCUUUCAAUAUGUGCGCGCGUGAAGACGAGUACACUCGAACUGGUGACCAGGCCAUUGCCUUCUCACCAGCAGCGGUGAAAGAUUGCUUGCCGCUCUGGAAUGCACGCCUGCAGCAGAUCAUGAAAGACAAAUAUGAAUCGAAAGAUGACCUGCAACUAUUCUGCGAUAAAGUCGAUAUAUCUUCCGCGAUCACUCAACAUUUGAACGCUUUCGAUACCGAACAAGUUUGA
Messenger RNA from Penicillium olsonii, 2127 nucleotides. Lineage: Eukaryota; Fungi; Ascomycota; Eurotiomycetes; Eurotiales; Aspergillaceae. The record is from the annotation of a GenBank genome assembly.